Mya arenaria is the source of this 2028-nucleotide messenger RNA. RefSeq lists its product as uncharacterized. The transcript is spliced from 6 exons. NCBI's taxonomy places the organism in Eukaryota, Metazoa, Mollusca, Bivalvia, Myida, Myidae. The record is from RefSeq and is a predicted model, not a curated record. Bases 82 to 732 code for a protein of 216 amino acids.
AUGUCGUUUAAAUUCAAAACGCUAUAUAACUGUUGACUGUUGACCGCUUCGUUGGACAUUGUACCGGUCAGUACAGGAAAGAUGUCAAGCCAGCUGUAUAUCCUGACUGUUAAUGUCAACAUUGGGCUGCAAGGUGGCAUUGAUCUGCCUAGUGCUAUGAGCAAGCUACAAACACUUCUCUGCUCCUACCCUGAUGCUACCCGUUGUCUCCACACUUACAAGGUAACAGGAGAAGCAAAGGUGGUGGCAGUGUUUGAGGUGACCAAUGUGAUAGGCCUUGAGCGGAUGGUGUCUGGAAUUGCUCGAGUUGGCAAUAUGGACGUCACCUGCAAGCCCAUAUUCCCAUACAGGUUUUUUGCUGAGUACCUCAAGGUGAAUGGUGACGUUCUCCUUGGGAAGGGAGAGAACACGUUGGCUGGAGACAAGCAGGGAUACUGGCUAGAAAUUUCUGUGGAGUAUGCAGGUAAGAGUACAUCUGAGCUGCUGGAGAUAUGGAGUCGCGAGGCUGUGGCUGCGCUUACUGCUCGGUCCUCUGGUGGACACAUUGAGCUUUGGAAGAGUGUUAUGGAGAGGAAGGUACACAUGUUUAUAGCAAUGGACCCGGUUGAGCUGGAUAAACUGUCAUUCGAGCUGCCGAUCAUGAAGGAAAAUGGGUGCAAUGUAAAUAUACAGGCCUUGGCGAUACACGAUCUUGAAGACUACUGUGCUCGCAUAUCAUCUGAUACCAUGUGAUUGAUGGACUGCUGUUAAUGGCAGGAGUGGCCUAAUAUGGCAUGAAGCGAUGACGACUGUUGGGCUUAGUUAUAGUUUAAAUAUAUGGCAGCAGGGUUUGCUAAUCAGAUAAUUAUUAUUUGAGUAAAAGAAAGUUUCAGUGGCAGUGUAGUUUGGGUAAAAGAGAACAUUUCACUCAUAUUCCAUGACUGGCUCAUGAAAUUUACUAUUAAAACGGGGAAAAACCUUGAAUUAGAUUGAUGUUCUAAAGAAGAUUGAAUCUUGUGUCUUGUGUAUGUAAGGGUUUGUAUAAGAUCAUGUUUAAAGCAGAACAUGCACAUUCAAUGUGCCAUAGACAUGGUGUUGGCUGUUACAACUAUUAUAACAGUCUUGUUUUUGAAUGAAAUACAAGACGUCUUUCUUAACAACUCAAAAGAUUUUGGUGAGAAUAUAAAUUAAAGAAACCUUAAGAAAAAAGCACUAAAUGUAUUGAAUUUUUGGUGAUAGCUUUAACAAUGAAAUGCUAACUACGAGCACAAAAUAUGGAGUUAUGUAAAGAUUUGAUUAAACCAAUAUACUGGAGUAUAAUGCUACCAAUCUGCGUGUGAAUGCACUGUAUUAUUGGUUAAAUGUAAAAAUAAUAAACAAAUCUGAACUUUUGAUAUAUUUUUUUAUUAGAAGGUGAUAGAAAUGAAUGCCAUCAAAUGUUGUUUUUUUCAUAAAAUUAAAAUUCGCAUUCCUGUAAUGUUUUCUGUUCAUAAGUGCUCUUAGGUUACAUAGCAGGUGCAGCAAUACCAUUUUAUUUUUAAUGUUACAGUUUAGAAUAGAAAAUUACUAUUGUUUUGACAUCAGAAAAACUAUGCCACCAAGCAUGAGUAAAAUACAUUAACUCAGUGUGCUGUGCUUAAUAUGAUACCAUGUUAAAACAUAAAUAAAAUAAAAGAACUGUAUGAUGGAUGUUAUUGGACAGUUGUUAAGACAUCCUUUACUCUGUAUUCAUUAGUAUAUUCAAAGAUAAAGAAAUCAGCUACAUUCAUUUCAAAGAUGAAAAAGUGUUUUUUUGCACAAAUGAAUAAGACGUCAUUUGACCUUAUAGGGAUGUCCAAUGUUGCACUACUACAACUAUUUUAAAAUAUAACUUCAUCGGGCAAAUGAAUGUACCUGAAAUUAAUUUUGCACAUGAAAAGAAACGAUUGCGAUGAUUUCUAUGAUAUUUUUAAAUACAAUUAUUACGUUUGAUGAACAAUGGCUUUGUUAUGGCCCUCGUGUGUGCAACCUUUUUACUUGUUAUGUACAUUGUAAUGUUAUUAAACAAGA